CUUCUUGUUGCCAACUUCAGUGGUGUGUCAUGGAAUUCAAUCUGUCCAUGGCAUGGGAUGCAACUACAACUUUAGCAGCAUUGUUUACUGUUGUUGGUCAUCAUUCAUCAUUCACAAGUUUGUUCUGGUAGCAUUUUGAUAUUUAUCAUGCAUGAUUCUGUUUUAUGCCCACAUAGGUUUAUCUUCACAUCAGUCUCUGAAUAUGCAAUCCUCAGAACGGAGGAUUUGACACCCAUUAAUGCAAAUUUACAUCUCUGCUGACCAUAUAUGCUGCAGUUGUGUGAUUUAAACCAGUAGCUACUCUUCUCUAUUUACUGGAAAUGCAUCAUUGAGGUUCUUAAAUCCUUGUUUUGUGCAAUUCCUUCUGUGCCAAUCUCGAUUGAUUUAUUGUUGUGAUAUUAUGACUUAUUAUGAUUCUUAGAUAGUCUUGCAUAUUUUUAUUUGAAUAUGAUUAGAGAUAUUAGUCCUAUUGAAUUUUAUAUCUUAUACGUCGCUUUUUGUAAUAUAUCUUUUUGUUCUUUUGGAAAAAAAAGUAUAAACAUUUGGUGUGAGAGGCAUUCAUAGUAUCUCCCAGAAAUGGAAACUCGACUGUUAGAUGGAGUAUCUAAAAUUUCCGGGAUAAAUUGUCCCCAUAGAAUAAAUUGCAGAAUCUUAAUGGCUUCCUUGUGGGUUGACCACACAGUGAUCUACCAUAUAAGCACAGCCUCUUUUGUCAAGAUCAUGAAUCGUCAACCCUAAUUACCGCUCCUAAAUAUAUCAUUGAUCCUUACAAGGAAGUUAUUACACGCCAAAAGAUACCUUCUUCUCGGAGCCUCCAUCUCCCCCCAAAGGCUCUCUAUAAAGUCCUCCCACUCAUUAUGAGGCGGCCUCGUCCCAUGCAAUGGCUCUCGCUACGCCUUUCCUCUCCCUCCUCCUCUGCCUCUGUGCCGCCUCCCUCCUCUCCCCCCCGUUUGCCGAUGGCUCCGACGAGCUCAAAGUCUAUAUUGUUCACGUCAAGCACCCGGAGGGCGUGACCUUCUCCGACGCUGCACAGUGGUCGGACUGGUACUCCUCCCUUCUGCAGAGCGCGGCUUCGACGUUGGGAGUCGAGUCCGAAGAAGAUGUCGCAGCCUCGCGCCUCGUCCACUCCUACCACAACGUCAUGACCGGCUUCUCUGCCUUUCUCACCGAGAUGGAGGUGGAAGCCAUGUCGAAGCUGGAUUGGUUCUUGCAGGCCUAUCCGAGCCGUGUUUACCGCCUCCACACCACCCGCAGCCCCACCUUCCUGGGGCUGAGACGCCGAAAACAUGGCGUGUGGAGAUCGUCUAACAUGGGCGAAGGAGUCAUCAUCGGCGUCCUCGACACUGGCAUAACACCCGGCCACCCUUCGUUCGACGACUACGGCAUGCCGCCGCCGCCGGCCAAGUGGAAGGGCCGCUGUGACCUGAAUGCGUCGUUUUGCAACAACAAGCUCAUCGGUGCGAGGUCGUUCGUCAACUACGAUGGUCGCAAGCGGCUGUCGAAUGUGAGUGUGGUCGACGCUGACGGGCACGGCACGCACACAGCGAGCACCGCCGCCGGGGCGUUCGUGAAGCGCGCCAACAUCUACGGGCUGGCCCGGGGCUUGGCGUCCGGGAUGGCGCCGCGCGCGCACCUCGCCAUUUACAAGGUGUGCCUCGAGUCGUGUGCGAACUACGACAUAUUAGCCGGCAUGGAUGCCGCGGUCGGCGACGGCGUCGACGUGCUCUCCCUCUCCCUCGGUGGCGAUCCUGUUCCUUUCUUCGUCGACGCCAUCGCGCUGGGUGGCUUCAACGCCAUCAGCAAAGGAGUCUUCGUCAGCUGCUCGGCCGGCAACUCCGGUCCGGAUCAUUACACCGUGUCCAACGACGCGCCGUGGUUACUCACGGUUGGCGCGAGCACCUUGGACCGGACCUUCCGAACCACCGUAAAGCUCGGCGACGGACAAGAGUUCGACGGCGAGUCGAUGUACCAGCCAUCGAACUACAAGUCCAAAUUGCUACCUCUGGUUUACCCUGGUCUGAUCACCGGCAAUAGUGACACCGCUCUCUGCAUGAAUGGCACACUGGAUUCCGUCGACGUCCGCGGAAAGAUAGUGCUGUGCGACCGCGGCACCAAUGCGAGAGUCGAGAAGGGACAAGUCGUCAAGAAAGCCGGCGGCGCCGGCAUGAUCCUUGUGAACGAUGCGCUGAACUCGUAUAGCACCAACGCCGACCUCCAUGUGCUCCCGGCAUCGCAUCUUCCCUACUCUGCUGCGGCUAAGAUCAAGGUGUACAUCAACUCCACCUCCGCCCCGACCGCCGCCAUCAUCUUCAAAGGCACCACUACGCGUGUACCCAACUCGCCCGCCCUGGCCUCGUUCUCCUCCCGCGGGCCCAGCCAGAUCACGCCGGGGAUUCUGAAGCCAGACAUCCUCGGGCCGGGCGUCAACAUCCUCGCCGCGUGGAACACCCAGAAGUUCAACAUGAUCUCCGGCACCUCCAUGUCCUGCCCGCACCUCUCCGGCAUCUCCGCGCUGAUCAAGAAAGCACACCCGGACUGGUCGCCGGCCGCGAUCAAGUCGGCCAUCAUGACGACCGCUCGCCCGAAGGACAACAGACAGCAACCGAUCUUCGACGAGAAGCACGUCCCGGCCGACCUGUUCGCGGUAGGCGCUGGCCACGUCGAUCCGCAGAGGGCCAUCGACCCAGGUCUCGUCUACGACCUCGCACCCGGCGACUACAUUCCUUAUCUCUGUGGCAUGGGCAUCAAGGACGAGUCCGUUAGCGCUAUAGCCCGCAAGAAGGUGAAUUGCUCGUCUGUGAAGAGCAUCACAGAGGGAGAGCUGAACUAUCCUUCCAUCACCGUCACUUUGCCGGCGAACAGCUCCAAGUGGAUCAGCUACACGCGGACCGUGACCAACGUCGGGAAUCCGAUGACGGAGUAUUCGGUACGGGUGGACGUGGCGAAGGGAGUGACCGCGAGGGUGCAGCCACCGAAGCUCUACUUCAAGGAGGUGAACCAGAAGCAGAGCUUCAGCAUAAGCUUCAGGAGGAACGGAGGUGCGUCGGGCGCAGUGGAGGGGCGACUGAGGUGGGUGUCGAGGGAGCAUGUGGUUAGGAGCCCAAUCUCCAUCGUCUUGGAGUAAUCCAUGCAUGCAUGCAUGCACGAAGCGUAUUCCUUUUUCUUUUUGGGGGGUAGAUUUGAUGGACUUUAAUUGCA
Molecule: messenger RNA, 3198 nt
Organism: Musa acuminata AAA Group (dessert banana)
Lineage: Eukaryota; Viridiplantae; Streptophyta; Magnoliopsida; Zingiberales; Musaceae
Product: subtilisin-like protease 4
Exons: 1
Coding region: 881-3124 (747 amino acids)
Biological process (GO): proteolysis
Molecular function (GO): serine-type endopeptidase activity
Source: RefSeq, a predicted model, not a curated record